AUGUAUAGUGAACGACUGCGCCUAUUGGAGCAGGCAAACUCUGCCGCACUAGUCAGUGAGGCGUCUCGAGCAUCAAACUUCCCAAGCGACGAUGUAAGCAUCGAUUCACGCAGUGAGCGAGAUGCUCCGCAAACGUUAGAUAAAGCGUCUGAACCGACUACAUUGAUAUCUUGCCUUCGAAGCGGCUUUUAUCGUCUCUUUCACAUGCCAUCAAGUCCCCGUCUGGGAUCCCGUGGUCCCGUUUUCCGAGGCGGUUCUCACAGACGAAGUCUGCCCAUUGCCACAUCUCGGUUACUUUCAACUUGGCGGCUUAUUCCCUCCGUGGUACUUUUAAAUGUGGGCCAUUAUAUCAUACGGUCAGUGGCCUGUGUGUUUGCGACCGCCUAUUGGGGUGAAGAUGGAGACCGACUGGAAGUGGAUGCUGAGUUGGAUAUGACUUUGAAGGUAAGUCCAGUUCAGUAA
Echinostoma caproni is the source of this 462-nucleotide messenger RNA. The record is from the annotation of a GenBank genome assembly. Lineage: Eukaryota; Metazoa; Platyhelminthes; Trematoda; Plagiorchiida; Echinostomatidae.